AUGGGUAAUAUUGUUAAUCGACGUAAGACAGAAAGAGAUAUUCCAACACCAGAAAUUAUUCCUCUAACUACAAAACAAAUUGAUAUCGUUCGGAGAACGUGGGAAAUUCCAAGUGCAAAACUCUAUGACUCCGGAGAGAAAAUACUUUUUAUGUAUUUUGAUCGUUUCCCAAAUAAUCAAGAUCGAUUUAUCGCUUUUAAAACAACACCUUUGUUAAUGCUAAAGGGAACCCCAGGAUUUAGAGCCCACGCUUCUAAAAUAAUGAAUGUUUUAAGCAGUAUCAUAGAUGCACUAGAUAAAGAUCCUGCACUUGUUGGUAUUAAAAAAAUUGCAGGAGAUGGACGAGAAGCUUGGGAAAAAUUAUUAAACAUUCUUUAUCACGUAGUAUUUGAAUGCAUAGAUGGUCGUUCUGAUGAAUUCAAUUAA
Molecule: messenger RNA, 426 nt
Organism: Clunio marinus
Lineage: Eukaryota; Metazoa; Arthropoda; Insecta; Diptera; Chironomidae
Source: the annotation of a GenBank genome assembly